GAAAUCGAUGUGCUAAUUGGAUACUGAGAUGAUUUUUUUACUUUCACUUUGAAUUACUGAUAACUAGAUCUUCUAUCAGCUUCGCUUUGGAAAGCAAUAGGGCUUAAUGGUAAUAGGUUAUCGGGCUAAUUCAUGGAUGUUUGAUACUCUAUACAUCAAAGCUGAUCAUGUAAUUCAAAUAUAAGCUUUAAAUUUAUCAAAGCAUUUCUAUUUUGUCGUUGUUUAUAAUCACUAUUUACAACCGUUUAACUCAAUAUCAAAAUGGUGAUUUAUUCAUCAAGUUUGAUGAAGUAGAGAUCCGAAAACAUAGGAGGCAGCAUCAGUGUAAUAAAGACAGGCGAUGUGAAGAACACUGUAUGUUUUAUCAGCUAGCAUCCAAAUUUGUUAAUAUGAUCACAAGCAAUCGUUGUCAAGCAUCAAACGAGCUAUUAUAAAAUGAUUCAAACAGUUGAAUUUCGUAAUGCACAUUGUUCCUGCAAGACGUUCCUUGCUAGAACAAAAUAACCAGCACACAAUAUGUGCUAAAUAUGUGCUGCUAAUGAGCAAGUAUAAAUUGAAAAUUAUGCAGGUCAAAGAACUACCAAUACCAUGAAUACCGCACCACGCGUAGCGAUUAUAGGAGCAGGUCAAGGUGGAUUGGUGUCUGCAAAUGAAGUAAAAAAACGCGUCCCUGAUGCAGAGAUAGUCGUUUUUGAGGUGAGAAACAACGUUGGCGGGGUAUGGAACCUUGGGGAUACUCCUAAAAACUACGAAAUUCGUUUCGACGAUUUUGGCCAGGCCCAUGCGGCAACUUCAUUUUCGCAUUACAGUGAGGGAGUUGUAGACGUGAAAGAGGAGGUGCCACCAUCAGCAAUCUACGGGAGCUUGCGAACAAACCUUCCAACUGAGCUCAUGUCCUUUAGGAAUGAUGAGCAUCUAGAAUCAACUCAUCGAUUUCCUUCACAUACCGAAAUUCUCAAGUAUUUGGAGAGAUUUGCUAAAAAGUAUGGACUUACUAAGCUCAUCCAGUUGGGUACCCGGGUGCUUAGGUUGAAGCAUGCUGAUGGAGUUGCAAAGUAUAAGUGUGGCUACCUUCCUCAACAAAAAGGGAGAUGGGAAAUUACCUUGGAGAAUGUCAACACAAAGCAGCAGGCAAUUGAAUGGUACGAUUUCGUCAUAAAUGCAUCUGGUCAUUAUGUACAAGCCCAUAUACCUUUUAUCGAUAACUUGUGGAAGUUUGAGGGAGAUCUCUUUCACUCGCGAUUUUAUGAAAGUGCUGAACAAUUUAGAGGUAAAUCUUGCGUAGUAAUCGGUAGUAGGGCUAGUGGAUAUGAUAUAAGCAGGGAAAUAGCUUGGUUAGACCGUUCACCGGAACAUGGCCAAUCUCCUUAUAACUCCGUCAAAGAAAAUCCGGGUCUACCAAGUACUCGUAUCAUUCAAUCAAGAAGAUCGCCGCCCAAGUAUGAAUGGAAAGAGGAAAGACCUAGAUGGCUAGAUAAGAUUGAGCAGAGAGGAGAGGUCGUGGGAACACAUGGUAGAAGCGUGAUAUACGCUGAUGGUCAUGUCGAUCAUGGUAUAGAUGUAAUCAUAUUUGGGACCGGAUACACGUACACUUAUCCUUUCAUGAGACCAACUGACGAACCAUGGAAAAGCAAUAGCGUGUUUCCUCAAUCCAAUCAGUCAAGAAAAAAUGUGUUAGAUGAUAUACCAGCACACCUCAGACUACCAUACAAUCUCCCUGACAGUGCACAAGGAAGUAUGACAUUGGUAAAUCUGUCAAAGCACAACUUGUUCUAUCUUAGUGACCCCUCUUAUGCUUUCGUAGGCUUAUUGCGUCAUGUUCAUCCUUUUGCACUCAGUGAAGCUCAAGCACAUGUGAUAGCAUUUGUAUUAUCAUUGAAGGAACGAAUGAUACCGUCGGUUUUAUUGCAGGAAUCGUAUGAAGCUGAUCAAUUUUGGACAUUCCCCACUGAAUUUGAAAUGACUGAUGAAAUGCUCUUAGCAAUUAACGAAGGGAAAGACUAUCACAUCGAAAAAGAAAACGUAUGGAGCUGGUACAGAACACCAGAAUGGGUGUUGAAGUUAGCAGAAAGCGCAUCGAAAGACAAGAGAUUAUUAUUGGGUUAUUGAAUGAAUGAACAUGAAUGAUCGAAAUAUUACUAAGCAUAUGCAAAUGAACUUUAGCUUGUCUCUUGUUUUUUGCCACUGUAGUAUCGAAAUUUUACAUGCUGGAAAGGACAAGCAUAAGCAAAUGUGAAAAUAUUCACUGUAAAGAAGGUUUCCAUUUCUUAAUAAAUCAAAAUAACUUUAACUUAAUCAUACGCAUGAUAAUAAUUUGAUCACGGAUUAUAGUUAAUUACCAUUAUUGUAGCCUAUAGGGGACCUGUUAACCAGUUGUGAAAUAUCAGAACCUUGUGGUUCGCUUCAAGGAGUUACAAUUCUAAGAGAAGAAAUCCAACAAAUACCAUAAUCUCACGCAGUGGUACUCUGAGUGCUAAAACCUCGUCGCCUUCAAACGCUAGUGCAGACAAGAUCUGUGUUAGGUGGUGCUUGAUAGUCUGAUUUUGGUUGGUUUAAUGCGCUCUCAUGCAACAUACCUUCUGCUUGAUGUUAUUUAGGAAUAUAUAGUUUGUAAUAAAUGUAGAUAUUUAUUACAAACUAGGGUGCGUAAAGUAUUAUUAUUGCUACGAUGGUUGAUCCUUUUAUAAAAGGUUGUAGUAUGUUCAUAGACAUAAUUAAAACACUUCCUACGAGGUUAAUUAUGAGGAUAAAUCCCAAAUAGUCUUCAGCAGUAUUUAGUUCUACUGAUACCCUACUUCAUUGCCAUUGGUUAGGUCAUGCAAAGAGAAUUGGCGGUCUCUUAGCAAAGAAAAAUGACAAAUUUGAACGCGUUGGCGAACUUGUCUAUCUUAGGAACUGUCCGAAUAAUCAAUUUCAGUCAUAAUUUGACGACUAGAAAAUGUAAUGAUUGCAUUUUGCGAAUAUAUAUAUCGAUAAUGUGAGUUAGGCGGCCUAUGAAUAUAAGGAAAGCCUAAUCCUAAAGGUCUAUAGACUGUAUGACUGUCCACGGGAACCACAUGUCCGCAUAUUGAUUUAAUUUGUUAAACUAUCAGACAAUGUACAAGAAUAAUCAGCGAAAAUGUCUUCUCGUGUUAAGUUAUUGAAAAAUACUAAAUGGCCUUUCAGAUGAUGUUUAAUAUAUAAGUCCUCUACUUUGAUUUAUCCAUGCAAACUACCAAACAGAAUG
Messenger RNA from Wallemia mellicola CBS 633.66, 3226 nucleotides. Its product is annotated as FAD/NAD(P)-binding domain-containing protein. The record is from RefSeq and is a predicted model, not a curated record. The transcript is spliced from 2 exons. Bases 589 to 2109 code for a protein of 506 amino acids. Lineage: Eukaryota; Fungi; Basidiomycota; Wallemiomycetes; Wallemiales; Wallemiaceae. Gene Ontology annotation, molecular function: NADP binding; N,N-dimethylaniline monooxygenase activity; flavin adenine dinucleotide binding.